UACAAUUCCCAGCAGACGUCGCGAAAGUAGGUCCACGCACGCGCAGCCCAGACUGCGCGACAAGGUCCCUUAGUGGAGUUUUUUGGGAGACAAAAUGGCAGCGCGGGGGCUGCGGCUAGGAGUGGGGAGGCUGUCUGAGGUGCCGGCGGCGCUGAGAGGCGUAGGCCGAGCCUCCAGCUCGUCUCAGGCCUUUGCUGAGGUGCUUCGGCUGCCGAGGAGACAGCUGACGAAGCUAGUGUUCCCCCUGCAGGAACUCGAGCAGUACCUUGCCCCGGACGCGAGGGCGGACUUGCGGCUGAGGAUCUUCGACCCGAGCCCGGAGGACAUCUCGAAGGCCGAGAGCUUCUUCGCGGCCGGCGCCGGGAACCGCAUCGAGUACGUCAGCUCGGCGGUGCGGCUGGACCACGCCCCGGACCUGCGGCGGCCCGAGGUGUGUUUUAUAGGCAGAAGCAAUGUUGGAAAAUCCUCCCUAAUAAAGGCAUUAUUUUCAUUGGCCCCUGAGGUUGAAGUCAGAAUCUCAAAAAAACCGGGGCACACAAAGAAAAUGAAUUUUUUCAAAGUUGGGAAGUACUUUACCAUGGUCGACAUGCCAGGUUAUGGCUAUAGAGCACCAGAAGAUUUUGUUGAGAUGGUAGAGGCCUACCUAAAAGAACGAAGGAAUUUGAAGAGAACAUUUUUAUUAGUGGACAGUGCUGUUGGAAUUACAAAAUUAGACAAUAUUGCCAUAGAAAUGUGUGAAGAAUUUGCAUUACCUUAUGUGAUGGUAUUAACAAAAAUUGACAAAUCCUCCAGGGGACAUCUUUUAAAACAAGUACUUCAGAUCCAACGAUUUGUCAACGUGCAAACCCAAGGAUGUUUUCCUCAGUUGUUUCCUGUAAGUGCUAUGACCCAUUCUGGAAUUCACCUGUUGAGAUGCUUUAUAGCAAAUAUAACAGGAAGUCUUGACCUAACAGCUCCUACGUUAGCUGAAGAUUCAAAAUUCUUUAUACCUACUGGACUUGCACACUAGAAGAAUC
Molecule: messenger RNA, 1016 nt
Organism: Ochotona princeps (American pika)
Lineage: Eukaryota; Metazoa; Chordata; Mammalia; Lagomorpha; Ochotonidae
Gene: GTPBP8
Product: GTP binding protein 8 (putative)
Exons: 6
Coding region: 95-1009 (304 amino acids)
Cellular component (GO): mitochondrion
Molecular function (GO): GTP binding
Source: RefSeq, a predicted model, not a curated record